Molecule: messenger RNA, 561 nt
Organism: Parnassius apollo (apollo)
Lineage: Eukaryota; Metazoa; Arthropoda; Insecta; Lepidoptera; Papilionidae
Source: the annotation of a GenBank genome assembly
AUGGUUCGUUCAUAUCAAAGAAAAACAACACCAACUUACGAUCUUGAAACCUUAAGGAAAGCAGUAGAUGAAGUCAAAACUGACAAAAUAAAUUCAUACCAAGCUGCAAAAAAGUAUAACAUUCCUCGUAUGACUAUAUGUAUUUGUGAUAGAGUGAAUAACAAAAAAGGUAUGGUAAAGGAGAGCCGAGGACCACCUACAGUGAUUGACAGAGAAAAUGAGCUCAAACUUGCAAAUGGUUUACGGGUUAUGGAAAAAUAUGGGUUCGGACUCACUUCCAAAGAAACUCUAGAUUUAGUUGCCGUACACGUGAGUGAAAAUAACUACAAAACUCCAUUCAAAAACAACAGACCCGGUUAUGAUUGGUUUGCUGCCUUCAAGAAGAGGCACAAUUUGUCGUUAAAAAGACAUCAGGCGGUGGAAAUGUCAAGAAAAGUGGCAUGUGACCCUGUUAUUGUUAAUGAGUAUUUUGAUACUCUUGAUGGAGUUUUGAGUGAACUUACAAACGUAAUGUACAAAGAAAUUCCCUCAACAGAUAUUAAAAGAAACAGUGCACAAUAA